Beta vulgaris subsp. vulgaris (sugar beet) is the source of this 1582-nucleotide messenger RNA. RefSeq names its product cysteine-rich receptor-like protein kinase 44. Gene Ontology annotation, biological process: protein phosphorylation. Bases 25 to 1290 code for a protein of 421 amino acids. Lineage: Eukaryota; Viridiplantae; Streptophyta; Magnoliopsida; Caryophyllales; Amaranthaceae. The transcript has 6 exons. Gene Ontology annotation, molecular function: protein kinase activity; ATP binding. The record is from RefSeq and is a predicted model, not a curated record.
AUAAUAUAUGAACAAGUCCUUGCUAUGGUUGCUGUUGUGCAGAGGGUAAAUCGUAAAUCAGAAAGGACAGCUAAGUUUACCAUUGUCCUAGUUAUGGUUGCUGUUGUCAUACUAUUAGUCUUCAUAGUUGGUAUUAGGAUUUUCUUGAAGAGAAGAAGGCAAUGUUGCGGCCAGAAAGAUGACAUAGUUGGAGUUGAUAGCACCGAGUCAUGCUUAGAGUUCAGCUUUACAGCAAUAAGAGCUGCAACAGAUGACUUCUCAGAAUCCAACAAGCUUGGACAAGGCGGUUUUGGUGUAGUUUACAAGGGAAGGCUUUCAAAUGGCCAGCUAGUUGCAGUUAAGAGGCUAACUCGUGCUACUGCACAUGGAAAUGCGGAAUUCAAGAAUGAAGUACAGUUAGUGGCUAGGCUUCAUCACAAAAAUCUAGUUAGGCUCAUUGGUUUUUGCUUGGGAGCUAAAGAGCGUAUUUUAAUCUAUGAACUGGCGCUCAAUGGAAGCUUAGAUCACAUUUUAUUUGAUCCAAACAGACGGGAGGAUCUAACUUGGAAAAUCCGUUACAAUAUCAUUGAAGGCAUAACACAUGGACUGAUUUAUCUUCAUGAAGAAUCUCAGUUGAGGAUAAUUCACCGUGAUCUAAAAGCUAGCAAUGUCUUGUUAGAUGAAUCAAUGAAUCCUAAAAUAUCUGAUUUUGGGACAGCUGGAUUGUUUGUUGAAGACCAGGAAAGUGCUUCAAGAAUUGUUGGUACCUAUGGUUACAUGCCUCCGGAAUAUGCAAAAUUUGGGAAGAUUUCGACAAAGAUUGAUGUGUUUAGCUUCGGUGUGUUACUCUUGGAAAUUAUUAGUGGAAGGAAAAAUGCAUCAUAUGGCAACCCAAAGCGGAUUGAGCACCUGUUAAGCAAGGUAUGGAAAUGUUGGGCAUUGGGACAACUUGGAGAUGUGAUAGACCCGAUACUAAUAAGGGAAAGUGGGCAAGCGGAAGACAUAAAGCGAUGCAUUCAUAUAGGAUUACUCUGUGUGCAAGAAACAGCGGCAUGCAGGCCUACAAUGACUGAAGUAGUUCUUAGGCUUGAAGGUUGUUCACAAAUCCUCUCUUCUCCUUCAAAACCAGCAUACUUUAUGGGGAUUUCUAGUGAUGAACAAAGUGUAUCAACAAAGGAGAAAAUUCUUGUAUCGAGGAUAAAUGACUCAGACACAGAUUAUCCAACAUAUGGCCAGACUUCAUUAUCAUCUGCUGGUGCCUCAUCAGUUAAUGAGGUUUCUUUCACCCAUACAUAUCCUACAGCUAGAUGAUGAUUUUCCGAAAUUCCAAGUGACUUGAUUCCUUUGGAGAGCAAAAGUAGCAUUAUCUUAAUCUCCUAUAGUCAAAGAGAGUUUAGUUCUUCUGAUCCUUCAGCAAAUGUAAAGGCAAACUCAAAGUUUAGCACACCUACCUUGGAUCAUUAAUAGAGAAGAUAUACAAGUUUUUCUUUGAAUAAAGCUGAUGUUGCUCUUCUAUAAAAUGUACUACUAGUGUUUCUUCUUAUAGAAAAUGUAUGAUUGAUGACAAAUGUCUCAUGAAUAAUCUGCAUCAAUAUAUUACUAU